ACCCCGAACCACAUAAACCAAAUACCCCCUGCCACGUCCUGACCAAACUACAAUAACAAAUAACCCCUAUACUGGUCAGGACGUGACAUAUACACCAUGUAUGUAUCAUCUGUGUCUGUGGGACUGAGUUGGACCUCUGGGGCUUGGCGCUAACAAUUGAUAUAUGAUGGCUUGGUGAUAGAACCUACAGCCUACAUUCCAUUGAAUGAUUAAUAUCUGUGUGUUAAGGAUUGCAAAACUGAGAAGGUAAACCUGUAUAACAAGCAGUAAAUGAGCUAGUGACAGAAACCUGCCGCAAUGUAAAUCUUGCUGUCUGUUGCUUGAUAGUACAAUGUAUAAUUCUAUACAUCUGUGAUUUGUUAUGAACAUUCAGGAGGAUGUACUUUUCUAUAAAGAGCUGUAACCUAACCCUGCUUAUUUGAGCUCUCAGCGAUCACUUAAGGGUGGUCAUUGACCAGCUUCAUUAUUGCAAUUCUUAAUCGAUAAUAACAUUUGAUUGUUUUGAUGAAAUCUAAAAGUCUCUCUCCUUUGAAUCAGAAAUAUUCCACGACAAUACACGCACACAUACACAAACGCACACAGACACACAUUUUUAGACAUCGUUUUAUUGUUAUUAUGUCUUAGUUAAAGCGUUACAUAUCAACACAUUCACUGGAGAUGAAGGAGUCACAAAGUGGCUAUAAACAUGUAGCGGUAUUUUAUAUUUGGUUCCAAAUACAAUAAGAUUGAAUAGAUUUACUUACAGUAAAAUACAGUAUUUAUUAUGUUACUACACUAUACAGUUUACAGCAAAAGUGGGUGACAAGUAUCCAAUGCCAAUUUCUUUAAUCAAGAGUCAAAAUGCACAUAAUAUAAUAUAUAAUAAUAAUAAUAUAAUAUAUUCCAUUUAUCAGACGUGUUUAUCCAAAGCGACUUACAGUCAUGUGUGCAUACAUUUGAUGUAUGUGUGGUCCCAGGAAUCGAACCCACUAUUGUGGUGUUGCAAGCGCCAACCACAUGCCUGAUACAGACAAAACCAAAGGCCUGCACACACAGUUUCUGUAUUUAAAAGGUCCCCCUUUACCUCUUUAUUACUACCGGCCUCAUUAUGAUGUUCGAAAAAUAAGAUAACAACAAUGCUGGAAUAGGCAAUUAUUUUCUAUUUUUUGAAAGUAAAGACCAUACAACUGUAAUAUUCUCUAAUAUUCUGUAUGGCCAUGGAUACAUAGGCUAUUGCAGCUUUUUUUCUAGGAGACAACAAGGAAAGGGAAGUGACAGACUCCAGUGACUCAUCCCCAAAUGAAAGGCAAGGUUACAGGAACUGACUGAAUGAAAGGAUAGGUGCUUCACCGAUGUGUUACUGGUAUUUGAGAGUGGAAUGAUAGUCCACAUGCCAUACAUCAGCCUUUCUGAUAAGUUACUGGUAAAACGUGCCAGUCCAAGUGUCAUGCCAUGUUCUGCUUCCUCCUAAGCUGUUGUCUAUUGUUGAGCAGAGAUGCUGAUGCUUGCAUAGAUAACCUGUCUGGUUGGAACUGGGCACAUACAUUAUUCAAUGUAUUAUAUAUUCACAUUCAAUGUAUAACAAGUUUAUACAUUAUUUACUUAACUACAUAGACCAGGAAUAGCUUUAGUCUAUUUUAAAAAAUAUAUGUAUAUAUAUUUAUAUUAUCACAUUCAUAUAAAUGAAUACCAUAUUGCUUGCUGAUACACAUUAUGAUGCUGUAUUAUUAUUUAGUUAUAUGAUAUGAUGAUAAGUUACGGUAUGUUAUCAAACUCAUAUGAUAUGAUAUGAUGAUAAGUUACGGUAUGUUAUCAAACUCAUAUGAUAUGAUGGUAAGUUACGGUAUGUUAUCAAACUCAUAUGAUAUGAUAUUAUGAUAAGUUACAGGAUGUCAUUCAACUCAUAUGAUAUUGAAAGACUGGGUAAGAGGUAUGAUACUUCCUCUAGUUCUUAUGAUAUUGUAGCCUACAACUACUAUUCAAUUCGCAAUGUAAUGUAACCUUUCAAAUGCAACGAAUGGCGCUGAGGCCAGGUUGCAUAGAGAGGAGCUCACUACAACUGCAUCACAUCUAAAUGCAUAAUCUGUAGUAGGCAGGCAAAAAUCGGCGCACAAAUGGCGAUAGGCUUUAGGUCGCCAGUACUGUUGUGCGCUGGAUCGGCAUGUUUACAUUGUGCUUCUAAAUGAAAUGCCUAAAAUAAAACUGUGUAUAAUUUAACCUCUAUGAGGUGUGUGCAUCAGGCAUUAGGCCUACUCAUGGAGAAGGCUGGUACUAGUAGAUUAUUAACCUCUAUGAGGUGUGUGCAUCAGGCAUUAGGCCUACUCAUGGAGAAGGCUGGUACUAGUAGAUUAUUAACUCUGACGAGCCGUUGAGUCAUUUAAAACAAAUUUGCAUUGGACAAUAACAACACUGUGUGUGUGUGUGUGUGUGUGUGUGUGUGUGUGUGUGUGUGUGUGUGUGUGUGUGUGUGUGUGUGUGUGUGUGUGUGUGUGUGUGUGUGUGUGUUGUAAUUGCAUGCACACACACAGGUAAUAUCAGCCAAAAACAGGUUCAAUAACAACUACAUGUGGUUCAUCAUCCCAUCCUAUUCACAGCAACAGAUUCUCGACACUAUCCAUGUUGCUACUGUGCUUCUUCAGUGCCACAAACACCUAGCAGGUAUUAACUAACACUCUCUGAAGUUAUCUUGCCAGCUAGGUGUAAGGUAGAAUUAAUUCACAUUUUGCAAGUUCGUAGUAGGCUACUUGGUAUGCCUACAAUCAAUGGAUAAGUAAAUGUAAGCCUGGUGCCUACCCAUGACCAAACCACAGCCCACAGACAGGUAAAAAGCACCACGGUGACGAUGUAGUUUCAUAAGUGCCAACCGACUCCGCCUCUUCUCCUAAAGUAUAAAUUGUACUAAACUAGUCGAGCAGAUAGAGAUCAAAGCAAGAGGCUUGAGAGAAAGAUUAGAUUAUCAACUCAAAAUUAGAUUAGAAUAAACUCAGACAUGGGAGACCAGAUGCGCUAUGCCACUAGUGCCCAGAUUAUUGGAGUGAUAUAUAGAGAGGCAUUUCAAGUCAAGAUGUUUAUGAUCUCCAUACUGUGGUCUGAUGAGAGUGAAGUAAUUGUCUACAGAUCAUUCCUAGACUUGAAGGAGUUUCAUAGACAACUGAAGAAGAGGUUUUUCCUUGGGAAUCCUUUCCGCAAGAGAGACAGAGUGAUUCCCAAAUUCAGAGCCACAGCUAUGAGGAGAAAGAUCCAGGAGAAGGGGCCUAGUUGGUUGAUGCGUCGGAUGAACUUACUGGAGAACUACUGCAGCGACCUGCUCAGGUGUGACCCCUCCGUGACCCGUAGUUCAGAGGUCACUCAGUUCUUCAUGCCCAAAGAUCACGACCUGCAGGCAGACUUCACCAAGAACAGCGUCAUAACGCUGCCAUCAAAGGAGGGGGUGGGGAACAUGAGCGGGCAGCGUCUGAGCGUGGGCAAUAGGACACACGCCUUUGUUAGCCAGUCUUACCGCUGUGUGGGGCCCUACAACACCAAGGACACUAAGAACAGGCCCUUUAAAGUGGCCUUGGAUGAGAGGCUGGACGUGCUCAUCAAAGACCCGGCAGGCUGGUGGCUGGUGGAGAACGAGGAUAAACAGUUGGCCUGGUUCCCUGCUCCCUACCUGGAGAUGUGUGAGGCAGAGGAGGAUGAAGAUGAAAUGGAUGGAAUUCCCUUGGGGGGAACUCUCUACUGUGCUAUGAGGAGUUACUCCACUAACAAUAAUGACGAGGUGCCUGUUCCUAUUGGCUCUGUGGUAGAGGUGCUAAGGAAAUCAGAUGACGGAUGGUGGCUCAUCAGGUAUAAUGGCAGGAUGGGCUAUGUUCCCUCCAUGUACCUGCAGCCCUACAACAACCCACGUGCUGGCUUCCACACCCUGCAGAGGAAGCUGCACAGCUCCUCUCUCAAUCUGGCAACCCACAUGAACAGCUCUACUCUCAACCUGGCAUCAAGUGGUGGAAGCCAAUCUAGCAACUGUUACCCAGCCACCCUGUAUAAGGAGCAUACUACCCAGCCCAGGGGUGAUCCGUACCGGGCUCCCCAUCUCCAAAAGACCCGUUCUCUGGAGCUCCUGUCUGAGACCUGUCUCGGCAUGGCUGUCCCUCCAUCCCAAAGAGAGAGAGAAGACCUGGAGUCAAACCCGAAUCCGGCAAUCCGCAAGAGCACCAUCAGCGGGGCAGAGUCCUCCAUCUCUGACUUCAGCUCGUCAGGCAUUGAGUCUUUGGGCCGGAGUGUCAGGGCGUAUUCCUCCAGUGAGGAGGACCCCCUAAGCCCCCCACACAGCCCCAAGUCCUCACCCGAGCCAGGGGAGAGGAAUAGUGGCCGCAGCCGACCAGAUGAGAGCCUCUACUCCAUCUCCAGGCCUGAGGCUGGGUCCUGUAAGAUGCCCACCGCUGCCCCCAGGGUGCCCACACGACCCAGAACACAUGAGAUCCUGACUCGGUGUACCACCAUGACCCGCAAGGCUGCCCUGGCCUCCAGGGGGGAGUUCUCCCUGCAGGACCCCAUCCAGACCCACUAGAAAGGUUGGCAGCAGUGGUAGGGGAAGUGGGAGAUAGGGUCAUGGGGAGCCAUGGGGAGUGGGGGUUUUGGGGUUAGGUUUAAACUCGUCUCUCGCGGCCGACAUUACAUCAUGUAGCGCAAUACUUUGAGUAUGGCUCAUGAGACUAUGGUUAAAUUAGCAUAAGAAUGCCUAUGCUGCAUGUUACACUAACCAUGACUCCAUCCAACCCUUUUUAUGCGAGUAAUGUACCUGUCAAAUAAAAAACUCUCGACAGGCCUUUUAUCCAUAAUCAGAGUUAAGAUGGGAAGGAAACACAUUGUACUUCUGUUUUUUAUUCAGUAAAUUAAAAGUUAUGUGACAAAGUACUUUUUCAAAUGUGUACAGUCUCAUACGCUUUAGAUCUACCCCUUUGGAGUUGACCAAUGACUGGUUUGUUUGUUGUUGACCAACGACUGGUUUGUUUGUUGUAGCCUAAAUACCUCUUUGGAGUUGACCAAUGAGUGGUUUGUUUGUUGCUGACCAAUGACUGGUUUGUUUGUUGUAGCCUACAUUUCAUUCUUCAAUUGGUGUCUGAAGUCACUGUUAUUCCAUACUGGAAUUUUACUGUAACUAUUUACCAUUACUGUCUGUAUGCCUUAUAUGCAUGUCUAACUAAUAUAGUGUGCAUUAAACAAUAUCCUAUACACUGAA
This is a messenger RNA of Salmo salar (Atlantic salmon), 5200 nucleotides long. The record is from RefSeq and is a predicted model, not a curated record. Lineage: Eukaryota; Metazoa; Chordata; Actinopteri; Salmoniformes; Salmonidae.